GUUUAGCAGAGUGCUUGGAGGAAGUUGGAGGAUGAGGCACUAUAAACCAGUCGGAAGUCCAGAUAUUUUUAUUUUCAUUCCUAAUAGGAUUUGAUAUUCAAUGGCUAGAAACAGUGAUAUCAAGUGGCUGAAAUGAAUAUGAACACUAUCUUAGAGGAAAUGUUGAUUAAAAGGUCGCAACAGAAGAAAAGGACUUCUCCCUUAAAUUACAAAGAAAGACUUUUUGUGCUUACAAAGUCAGUGUUAACGUACUAUGAAGGUCGAGCAGAGAAAAAAUACAGGAAGGGGUCAGUUGAUAUUGCAAAAAUCAAAUGUGUUGAGAUUGUGAAGAAUGAUGGUGUUAUUCCCUGUCAAAACAAAUAUCCAUUUCAGGUUGUGUACGAUUCUAAUACACUGUAUAUUUUUGCACCCAGUGCACAAAGUAGGGAUCAAUGGGUGAGCAAUCUGAAAGAAGAAAUAAAGAACAACAACAACAUAAUGGUAAAGUAUCAUCCUAAAUUCUGGACAGAGGGGCAUAUUCCUUCUACUGUGUUUCUUUUAGGUAUAAGGAAUUCUGCUUCUCCACGACCAAUAAAAAAUACGCGGAGGCCUCCACCACCUGUUCCCCCAGCUGAGCAAAGUGAAGAUGAAGAGGAAGAAGAAAUAGUAGUAGCAAUGUAUGAUUUUCUGCCUGCAGAACAUCAUGAUUUAAGAUUGGAAAAAGGUGAAGAAUAUACAAUAAUAGAGAAAAAUGACAUGCAUUGGUGGAAAGCAAGAGAUAAACAUGGAAAUAUAGGAUACAUUCCAAGCAAUUAUGUGACAGGAAAGAAGUCCAACAACCUUGACCAAUAUGAAUGGUAUUGCAGGAAUCUGAACAGAAGCAAAGCAGAACAACUCCUUAGAAAUGAGGAUAAAGAAGGUGGCUUUGUGGUGAGAGACUCAAGUCAGCCAGGACUGUAUACUGUGUCCCUGUAUACAAAAUUUGGAGGAGAAGGUUCAUCAGGAAUAAGACACUACCAUAUAAAAGAAACAGCGAUGUUACCGAAACAGUACUACCUAGCAGAAAAACAUCUUUUUGACUCCAUACCAGAGAUAAUUGAGUAUCAUAAACAUAAUGCAGCAGGUCUGGUUACAAGGCUGAGAUAUCCAGUGACUCCAAAAAUGAAGCCUGCACCCACUACUGCAGGGUUCAGCUAUGAGAAAUGGGAAAUUAAUCCAUCAGAACUGACAUUCAUGAGAGAAUUGGGGAGUGGUCUUUUUGGAGUAGUGCGACUUGGCAAAUGGAGGGCACAGUAUAAGGUAGCCAUCAAAGCAAUCCGAGAAGGUGCAAUGUAUGAGGAGGACUUCAUAGAGGAAGCUAAAGUCAUGAUGAAGCUAACACAUCCUAAAUUAGUUCAGCUGUAUGGGGUCUGUACGCAGCAGAAACCUAUUUACAUAGUGACUGAGUUCAUGGAACAUGGCUGCCUCCUGAAUUACCUGAGACAAAAACGUGGACGUAUGAGUAGAGAUGCCCUCGUGACUGUGUGCCAAGAUAUAUGUGAAGGAAUGGAGUAUCUGGAGAGCAAUGGCUUUAUCCACAGAGAUCUGGCUGCCAGAAACUGUUUAGUGAAUGAAUCGGGAGUGGUGAAAGUGUCUGAUUUUGGAAUGACAAGGUAUGUUCUUGAUGAUCAGUACACAAGCUCUUCAGGUGCUAAAUUUCCUGUAAAGUGGUGUCCCCCAGAAGUCUUCAACUAUAGCCGAUUCAGCAGUAAAUCAGAUGUCUGGUCAUUUGGUGUUUUAAUGUGGGAAGUAUUCACUGAGGGUAAAAUGCCCUUUGAGAAGAACACAAACUAUGAAGUGGUGACGAUGGUGAGCCAAGGGCAUCGUCUAUAUCGGCCAAAACUAGCUUGUAAGAAUGUGUACGAUGUGAUGAUGAUGUGCUGGCAUGAGAAACCAGAGGGACGCCCUACCUUUCAAGAUUUGCUUCACAUAAUUGAUGAGAUAGCAGAGAGUGAAGAUGCUUUCUGAAGAGGAAUGGCAGAGUGAAAAGAAGUCCCUGAGGCAGGAAAGAAUCCACUUUCCAUUCAGAAAUGCAGCAAAUUUUCCUUCCCUUUUUAAGGGCUCAAUCCUUCAAGCUGCUGAAAGAAAUUGUGGAAUGGCAGAGCAUUGAUAAUCACUUAGCAUUUGGUCAGUCUCCAUGGAGGAAGAGUUCUCACAUAAUAUAGAGGAACAUGCACAAUACGCUCAGCUGUAGCAGUGAGAAGGCACAGAGACAGUGUAGGCAAGUCUCUGUGCCUUCUCUGACAAGUUCCUAGUGGGGUGGUGAACAGGUGGAAAAUUGGUCUUGAUAGGUGGAGGAACAGACAGCUUGUGGCCAAUGCAGAACAUAGGCAAUCCAGUAAAUGUAAAUCAUGUAUAUAGUGUUCAUAUCCAUGAGUUUCAUUUAGUCUUGCUGCUAGUCAGUAGUUGUUGUAGCUACCUGCAUACUUAACAACUCAGCACAGCGUUACCAUAAAGGGCCAGUUACUGACAGGAAGGUUUCCAGUGGUUUGCCAGAAAUAUUUCUGAUUGCAGUUGAUGGACAUUUGUGACGUACACUGAAACAAUGUUCUUCCUAUGCCAUGAACCUGUGAUAUCCACUUGGCUUCUUCAUUUGUACAUAAAAAAGCAUGAUCUGCAACCCAUUCUACUGGCUCACUGAAACAGUCAAAGGAAUUGCUGCAGAACCAAUCGACAACUUGUUUUAUGCCAAAAAAUGUUUUGGGGAGUUUUUGAAAGAGCUCCCAGACUCUGUCCUGAGUCUAAGCAUAAUGAGAAACUUCAGGAUACAACACAACUGACUCAUUGCACUAUAGAACAAUGCAUUUGAUUAACUGUUAAAUUAUAUAUUGUAUGUAAUGUAAAUAUAGACUGUAUACAUUUAAUUUAUAUUAAAUGUAAGUGUUUGCUUCUUGAAUAUUUUAGGACACAACAGGUUCAACCUACCAUAACUUGCACAUACAACGUGACACAUGGCAUCUGUGAAUGAUAACAAGAUACCGGGAAGUGUGUUAACCUGGAAGGUUUUUAUCAUUCUGUCCCUGGUCAGUCGUUCAUAGACUGAAAUAAGCGUAAUAUUUUUAAUAGCAAAUGCCAUGUUAUAGCAUGUGUAUAAUAAAUCAAAUAACUGUUUGUUUGGAAUCCUGAAUAGUGUUUUGCUAUUGAUUUUAUCAAAUUACAUUAAUCUAUAAGAUAAGCUCCUAGCUAGUGUGACUCCAUUGAUUCAGCAUAGUGCACCAGUGAUGAAUAAAGCUAAAUAUAUAGAGGUA
This is a messenger RNA of Gavialis gangeticus (Gharial), 3266 nucleotides long. RefSeq names its product tec protein tyrosine kinase (gene TEC). The transcript is spliced from 18 exons. Lineage: Eukaryota; Metazoa; Chordata; Crocodylia; Gavialidae. The coding region runs from base 133 to 1986 and encodes 617 amino acids. Gene Ontology annotation, biological process: adaptive immune response; tissue regeneration; integrin-mediated signaling pathway. Gene Ontology annotation, molecular function: protein binding; ATP binding; non-membrane spanning protein tyrosine kinase activity. The record is from RefSeq and is a predicted model, not a curated record.